ACGUUUUUGUUUAACAUUUUUUUGGUUUUGAAGCAGCUCAGUUAGACAAGUUGCAGUUUAUAAAAUAUGUGGGAGAUAUUUUAUAUAAAAAAUUUUAAACUCGUCAAAUGCCUUCGGAAUAGGCAUAGCUUCUGAGAAUCUACUUUAUCCGGGUCUUAGUGUCUGGUAGGAUUCCAAACUGCUUCAAGCAGUUUUACAUUUAAAAUGACGCAGACAUACAGCUGACUUCGACUUCAUGGGAAACACGAAACGAGCUUCAAGACAACUAGGCGAAAUUAUUCACUCCUGAUCUCAAUAUCAUUUGUCAGGGGCAGCAAUUAACAUUUCGUCGAGGUUUUUCACUUUUUUUUCUUGAAAAUCUACCAUUUGGGUAGGAAAACACAAGGGGGUCAUUUAAAAUCAGGGUGUCUGAAACGACUGGGUCUUUGCAGUUGAAAUGAAUUAGUACAAUCCGUAACCGUCACAAUUACUCGCUUGCGUUUGAAGUCUUUCACGCCCACCCUAAUCCCAACAGGUCCCCCGGGCUCGAAGGCUACAGGUAAUUCCAGAAUUCCCAGCACUUCUGUUUGCAAAAAAAUCUUCAAAAGGGAGAAGUCCCAUUCGAAGGCAAGCGGGAUAUAGGUUGUUGUGUUGUGGUACACUUUAAAGUCUGGUUUGUCGGCUUGGGGUGCAGGAUGACAAGCAGCUGUUUGCAAUGUGAAUUCCUCUCACACAUUAGCCACACCGCUGCUUGCACUUUCCAUUGAAUUUCUCUGGGACAGUAAAUUACGCUCGCGCACUGCCCCGCCCCUGACCGGCGGCGAUUGGCCGCCUGGUGUCACCACGAGGAGGGGACCCGCUACCCAUUGGUCCGUCCUGGCUGUCGAUCAGCGGAGCCCCGCCCACGCUGCUGAGAUUUGAUACAUUCAUAGAGGGAAUGGAGCGGGGUGGGGGAAUGGAGAUGGGGAAAGGGUCCUCACUCAUCACCCUUCCAGCUUCAUUAUGGAAACACUCGCUCCCCGAAAAUACUGAGAAACGGGGGUGGGGGAGAGAAAAAAAAAGGGAAAGUUAGAGCAAUGUACAUGUUGCUCUAACAAGAACCAGGGUUCGGCAGUUUUAUGCAAAUAUAAUAGGCGUGCCAUGUCCGUGAGUCACAACCGGAACUGCACGGAGAAGCCAUAUAAAAACUAAUGGGAGAGUUAAUACGCAGAUAGCUAAAGCUUUGCAGCCUGCACAGUCGAGGGAAUUAAAAAAAAGCAGAGAGAGAGGUUAAGAAAUUGAUCACGUCUGCAAAAUAAUUAAAAUAAAUCUCUCUCCUCUCCCUCUGAAGAAGCGACAAUACAAUGGCUGAUGAAAAUGCCAACACGAAAUGCAGUAGUUUUAACGUUUUGAACUGGGAGCAAGUGCAGCGGCUGGACAGGAUCCUAACGGAGACGAUCCCGAUCCACGGGCGGGGUAACUUCCCGACCCUGGAGGUGAAGCCCCGGCAGAUCGUGCAGGUGGUGCGGAGCCGCUUGGAGGAGAAGCGGAUCCGGGUGCGGGAUGUGCGGCUGAACGGCUCGGCGGCCAGUCACGUCCUGCACCAACGCAGCGGGCUGGGCUACAAGGACCUGGACCUCAUCUUCCGGGCUGACCUGAGCGGGGACAAGGAGUUCCAGACGGUCAAGAACGUGGUGCUGGAUUGCCUCUUGGAUUUUUUGCCCGAGGGCGUGAAUAAGGAGAAGAUCACCCCGCUGACCCUGAAGGAAGCCUACGUGCAGAAGAUGGUGAAAGUUUGCAACGACUCGGACCGCUGGAGCCUCAUCUCGCUGUCCAACAACAGCGGCAAAAAUGUCGAGCUGAAGUUCGUGGACUCGCUGCGGCGCCAGUUCGAGUUCAGCGUGGACGCCUUCCAGAUCAACCUGGACUCGCUGCUGCUUUUCUACGAGUGCUCGGAGCACCCCAUGUCCGAGCACUUCCACCCCACCAUCCUGGGCGAGAGCGUCUACGGCGACUUCGAGGAGGCGCUGGAGCAUCUGCAGCACAAGGUGAUCGCCACCAGGAACCCCGAGGAGAUCCGCGGCGGCGGCCUCCUCAAGUACUGCAACCUGCUAGUGCGGGGCUUCCGGGCGGCCUCCGAGAGCGAGAUGAAGGCGCUGCAGCGGUACAUGUGCUCCCGCUUCUUCAUCGACUUCUCGGACAUCGGCGAGCAGCAGAGGAAGCUGGAGUCCUACCUGCAGAACCACUUCCUGGGUCUGGAGGACCGUAAGUACGACUACCUGAUGACCCUGCAGAGGGUGGUCAACGAGAGCACCGUCUGCCUGAUGGGACACGAGCGGAGGCAGACCUUGAACCUCAUCACCAUGCUCGCCCUCCGGGUCCUGGCCGAGCAGAACAUCAUCCCCAAUGUGGCCAAUGUGACCUGCUACUACCAGCCGGCUCCUUACGUGACCGACGCCAACUUCAACAACUACUACAUUGCCCAUGUGCAGCCGGUGUUUACCUGCCAGCAGCACACCUACUCGACCUGGCUGCCCUGCAACUGAAAAGAAGGCAAGAAGUGUUUUGAUGAGACCAAGACAAAAGGGGCAAAAGAGCAAGAGGGUGAGAACGCAAGGGGGAGGGCACAGCACCUUUCUUUGUGGUUUGAAUCGGGGUGGGAGCAACACACUAUAUGUAUACACACAUACACAGUAGACAGUUCGACCCUGCCCUGGCUUGUUUAAUGCAAUGCUGAUCCGCUCAACUUCUGAGAGCUCAACUUUUAACUUUUUAAAAACAAAGCUCGUCUGCGUUUUUUUUCCCCUCUAGUAGAGGCAGAUCGAAAUUAUUUGAGAGGGGGAAGGGGGAGUAAAAUCAAAUUCAAUUCAACCCAGGGCCAGGAGGUGGGUAUGGCUGCUUUUAAGAUGUCUUCUUUUGAAGAAAGCUAAAUAACAAAACACUGUUUUGCUCCCGUCGAUUCUGGUUGUCAGCCUAAAAUGACAACAUGGGAUAUCAGCACCCAUACUCUCUUUUAGGCCAGGACUGACCAGCCCCUUUUACAAAAAUGCUAAUUUGUGGGUAAAGGAGAGGCUCCGAUUUUCCCUUCUUGCCUGUUCUCCGAUAAAUUCAUGUAGCAAAGAAGCUGAAACGCAGAGACCCGUCUCGUAUUGCCUUCUGUAAACAGGGUGGGGGAACGGUUGCAUUUGGGAGCUUGCGAAUGCCAUGUAUGGGAUGAUACACCAAGUGAAACUGCUUCUUUGCAGUUGCUUGCUUUUUUUUUGAGUGCUUUCUAAACUCUAAAUGGUUUUGCUCCAGAUGCAAGAUUAUUAACAGAUGACGACAGAAGUCGCUAUUGUGCUGUCCACGGUUCCUGGUUAGAGAGAGCGUACACUUCACAUUUUUUUUUGAAUGUGGAAGUGUACAGAAUGCUUGGCUAAUAUAAUGUUCAAGGACCAAAGAUAUUUUUCGUUUUUUAUAUGUAUAUCAACAAAAAAAAACCCCAUGGACAAGAACAGAUGUGGCUAAUUUAUAUUUGUCUACAUGAACAUGAAUCAAAAGUGCCUAUUACUUAUAAGAAUGGGAAUGGAGAUACUGUACUCAAAUCUUGUGGCUUAAUCCACAUUUUUCUUUAUCAGGGACAAAAAGAACGUGUUCUUGCACGAAUUGCGAAAUUCCCUAUUUUCUUGGAAAAUACUUGUACUAAAAUAAAGUUGCUGUUUAUGUGAUAGUUUAAAAGUAUGUAUUGUCUUGGACAGUGUAGCACUUAGGCAAGUGUUUAAACAAAGUACUUUAUAUUUUCCAGUUUGUAAUGAGGUUCCUUUGGCACUUUUUUUUUGUUUCCUCGCUCAGAAAAGGUAUAUGUUGUGUGAUGCAGUUGCAUUUGAGUUUUAAUUAAACAAAGCACAGUUGGAUGUCUGGGGAUAAAUGGAAGUGAGAGAGAACUGUGAAAUCUUGUAGUUGGCUUAUAACACCAAAUUAAUUGUGAAGUAGAUAACGCAUUCAGAUAAGUAAUCCAGUAGAAUCCUCUUAGAAACAAGGAUGGGACACACCUGAGUUGCUCAUAACUGGGCUUGUGUAUAAUCAGGUCGACUAUUUCAAUACUUCAUUAAUCAUAUCCAAAUGUGUUACUCUUAAUCUAGUUUGAUGUUACUAUGUCAGGAUCAUGUGACUUUAUUUGACAAUUUUUGGGAACAAAUUUGUGUAUAAUCACCAAAAAAAGGGAACCCUGAUAAGGGCUGCAAACCAAAUGAAGUGUUUGACAUAUGACUAACCUAAGCAGGUCAGGACAAUACUUGAGCACAAGCUAAUGGAAAUUGAAUUGGAAAGUGACAAUGCAUUCAGGAUUCUUUGGUUAGACACAUUUGGGGAAAUAAAAACCCUGUUGUGUAAUGAGGGAAGAAUCUUCUGUCAGCUGUUUGACCCAAGGCAACAACAGCAGCUGUAAUGUGCUUUUGGUAUGUAGUUUUUUUAAACUUUGCAACCAAAAUGUGGUAUGUCCCGAUAUUGCCAUUAUCUCCACCUCCAUCACUGUUCUCCCAUUUAGAAAUGUUUAAAAAUACAUAUUUAAAUUUAUACUCAAUUGAUGAAUGAACUGUUUGAAUGACUGCUAACAGAGUUUGCCUGUCCUUUUAUCUUUUUAAAGUACUUUAAUCCCCAAUUCUAGUUCACCAUUUGUUCAAGAUUUGCUCUUCAUUGGUGUGCAUUUUGGCUAAAGUUUGUUACACCAGGAUCCAUUAAAACAGUUCCUGUUACAUGUUUGAAAAUUGUAAGAGUUUGAGCCAGGAGAGAAAAUAAAACUUUGCACUCUGAACUCUUGCAAUCAGGAACUAGGAGUGACCUUCCCCAAUUUGCAGUGGGGAAGGAGUUGUACCAGCUUUUAAAUGCACACUUUUUAAAAAAAAGUUUAAAAUCUCAACACCAGGUUAUAAUCCAAUGGGUUUAUUUGGAAACACUAGCU
Messenger RNA from Chiloscyllium plagiosum (whitespotted bambooshark), 4897 nucleotides. RefSeq names its product terminal nucleotidyltransferase 5Aa (gene tent5aa). The record is from RefSeq and is a predicted model, not a curated record. Gene Ontology annotation, biological process: mRNA stabilization. Gene Ontology annotation, molecular function: RNA binding; poly(A) RNA polymerase activity. NCBI's taxonomy places the organism in Eukaryota, Metazoa, Chordata, Chondrichthyes, Orectolobiformes, Hemiscylliidae.